Messenger RNA from Ilyonectria robusta, 2691 nucleotides. RefSeq lists its product as uncharacterized. Bases 1 to 2691 code for a protein of 896 amino acids. NCBI's taxonomy places the organism in Eukaryota, Fungi, Ascomycota, Sordariomycetes, Hypocreales, Nectriaceae. The transcript has 9 exons. The record is from RefSeq and is a predicted model, not a curated record.
AUGCCGCUCUCCGCGCGAGUCUCGCCCGCAGCCCAGCGGGUCAUCCACGACGCCUUCACCGACCUCAGCCGUACCAUUUCAGAAAAGGACAGGGCAGACUUUGCCGACACGACAUUGGAAAAUGUGAUCAAGGCUGCUCAUGAGAUCGAGAACCAGCUCGCCGCGCGCCAAUUGCUGCGGAACAUGAAGCGCCUGGUGCCGUUAUUCACCGGCCUGGGCUACUACGCGAAGUCGAUCGAGGUUGUCUGCAAUGGCACACCAUAUCUGCCUUGGAUAUGGGCGCCAAUCAAACUAAUCCUCAAGGUUUCAUCUGACUGUGUCAACGCAUUUGAGAAGAUCAUAACGGCGUACGCUCGGAUAGCAGAGCCUCUAGCCAGAUUCAAGAUUCUCCACCAAACAUACUCAAAGAACAUGGAAGUCCAACAGACACUCGCUGUUUUUUACUCGGACAUUCUCAGGUUCCACAAGGAGGCAUACAAGUUCGUGCGAAGGGGCAGCUGGGAAGUAUUCUUCAUGACUUCCUGGGGCCGCUUCCAACGUCGGUUCGACGGCAUCAUUGACGACCUCAAAGCACACGAAAACCUUGUCGAUAAGACCGCCAGCGUAGUGGGACUCGACGAGGCGCGGAAGAUGAGGGAGGAUCUGGUCGCCCUGAGACAAGAGUCGCUUGACAAAGUCACCAAGGAAGAAGAGGAGCGCACGGCGGCUCAAUACGUCGCCAUCGUCGGCUGGCUAAAAAUGGACGACGCCGAACAAGUCAGAAUCUUCGAUUCCGUAUUAGAGGAACCCCAGAAAUAUUCCGGGACCUGCGAUUGGAUAUAUGGCCAAAGCCAGAUGUCGGCGUGGAUGAGAUGUACCCAGGAGUCACCAUUCCUCGUUCUUCACGGUCAUCCAGGAACCGGGAAAAGUGUGCUCGCCACUCAAAUCACCACGUUUCUUAGGUCCUCGGGAAACUCGCUGGUCGUUUCCCAUAUUUGCACAUACACGCAGGCGGCAUCGACCGAGUAUGACCAGAUCCUACGGUCGAUCCUCUUACAAUUGGUUCGAUCCGACACAGACCUAGUGGCUUACAUCUUCGAAGAGUUCAUCUUCAAAAAGAAGAGUGUCACUUCGCAAGCCCUCGAGCGUCUUAUCCUAGAAGUUAUCGAUGCGGUUUCCAACAACCCCUCACAGACGAAGUGUGUCCACAUCAUCGUGGACGGGCUUGAUGAGUGUGACAAGGAAAAGCAACCGAAGAUCAUCAAUUUCCUCGAACGUAUGGUAACCGUCGGUAUCAACUCGACCUCAACAAUCUGCAAGAUUCUUGUCUCGACUCACAUGCCGCCAACAGUAGCCAAGAAAUUGAAGCAGAAGCACGUGGUGUCACUCUCCAACGAGAAGCAGGCCUUGGGGAAGGCCAUCGCAAACUAUGCCGCCCAGAGGCUUGGUGCGCUGCGGACGCGAUGGUUUCAGAUGGGGAUUACGGAUGCCGAACUCAAAGAACUUGAGACUCGACUGACCAAAAAAGCUGACGGGAUGUUUCUUUGGGCCCGACUGGUCCUGGAGUACCUUACAACCAACAUGUUCGUCAAGAAAGCCGAAGUCAUGGACGCCGUUGACACUCUCCCUCGCAAGCUGAGUGAAUUGAAAAUCCUCGCGCAACUCAUUUCCCAUUUCGACAAACGCUCGGUCGCUCGCCUUCAGUCAAUAUUUGGCUGGAUUGCUUUCGCCAAGCGGCCCCUCCGAAAAGCUGAGCUUCGCUCUGCCCUCUCAUAUUCUGCUGAAGCGGAGGAUGUCAACGUCGAUGAGCUAGCUCCGAACUACUUGUUCGAUAUAUUUCUCCAAAGUCCUGAGAGCAACACUAUCCUAGACGAGUUCAGCGCAGUACGCGAGCAAGGGCUCGCCAUCGCAUCGUGUUUAUUGUCAGGGCUUCAAGUUUUCCAGCCCGCGUACCCGGAACAAGCCCGUUUUCUCCGAGUGCUUCGGGGCUUUCACGGCCUGCAUGUGUACGCCUCAGAAUACUGGGUAGAGUAUCUACUGUAUAUUGCCGCCUCUAAUAAUGGGCUCGACACCAGCACGAGAUUCUUCAUUCGGACCAAGAGUUCGAUCGGAAAACGUUGGACGACUAGUUUAUCCACAUUGAGAACCAUCCUAAAAUCUGGAAUGCAGCAGGCAUCAUUGCAUCACAACGGGCAGGAAGGACCACCAAAGGUGAUGAACGAAACGGUAAAUGUCGCCCCCAAAUAUAGUCUCAGCGAGGUCAAGGGUCUAUCUACACUAUUGCAUAAUUACCAGCACACAGUCCAGGCGCUGCUCAAACUGUGGAGCUUUCCGGGAGUCAGUAUUCAGCAUCUCGAAAAGUUCAAGCAAGACUUCCGCUCCACAGCCUUCACUUGCAGGUUCUGGUCCUGUCCACUCACUGGCACUGGGUUCGAGGGUGAAGCUCUUCGGGAUAGCCACGAACGGGCGCAUGCCCCUCGUAUGCCAUGCAGCAUAUCGGGUUGCCAGUACCCUCCGUUCACCUCCGCACAGGCUUUGAAAAAUCACCUCGUCAAGUAUCACGACCAGGCCAAACACGUCGUCGCCAGGAGGUUAUUGGUGGAAGAACGACAAAAGAUAGACUUUUGGGAACCAUUGCUGAGACUUCCGGUCAGGCUCAACAAGCUCAACGAGGCCGGCCACCUGCGGUUGGCCAUCAUGAGCCUCAUAUAA